AUGCUCAAGUAUUCGGGCGACACCCGCUAUUUCUCCACCCACGCCCCCUCAGACAAAGACUACAAGCCCCUCCCAAACCCUCCCCCUCCAAACUCCCCUUACCACACCCACGGCGUCCUCCUCGCCCGUCUCGAGCUCCUAGACGCCCUCGUCUGUUUCACCUACGCGAUCUGGACCACAGACUUUAGCAAAAACUGCUGCACCCUCUCCUGGGACACCCUCGAGCAGUUCCUGGGCUGGACAAAGACAAAGUGGACAAACGAAAGCAACAGCGAACGCGAAAAGGCCUUCGUCGGCGUCGUUUGGAUGAUCGAGACGUAUAUCCACGUCCGCAAGGCCGUCUACGGCGCCGGCCAGAUCCAGGGAGACAUCAGCGAUGUCUGUGCCACAGCCAGAAAGUCCAUCGAGAGCGCCAUGCCUCACGCAGACACCCUCGCGGGCUCGGUGGGCGUCACCCCGAACGGGAGCAUCGGUUCCCAGCCCACUCCCCCGAUGCUCCCGUCCCCCGCGAGCAUCGCGCCCGCUAACAGCGCCAACUCGACCCCAACGGGCCGGGCCUCCGAGGUGCCCGCCAACGGCUCGAGCGGCGUCUCUGCCCCAUUGCCCGCACACCACGGGCCUCCGCCUCAUGCAGCCGCCCCUCCCCGCCCCGCGAAGCUGCCGCAUAGCUCGAAGGAACAGCCUCCCCCUAUUGCGAACAAGAUCAACGUCCCCAUCUCAGCCAUGUUGACUCAUCAAGUGACCCAGGUCGUGGGCGAGGUGGUGGCAGCGAGCCAUUGCACAGAAAAGUCGGCGCCUGCCCUCACCCUCGCCGUGAUGGCAAAGCACUUUCCAAAGACGUUCUCGCGGAUCGUCCACUCCUCGUUGAACCACACCGAGGAAUCAGAACCUGACAUGGAAGACGACGAGGGCGAGCUCUUCUGGCCCGGCUCGGCGCAGCUGGGCGAGGGCAUCGGUUGGCUGUGCACCAUGGCGAAGGCCAUGGUCAAGGAAUUUGGACGGGACUACGGGUACAUGGGCUACGGCGGCGCGGUGCGCAAGCCCGAGGGCCUCGCCGCGCCCCCACCCCCCUCGCGGCGGUGA
This is a messenger RNA of Heterobasidion irregulare TC 32-1, 1083 nucleotides long. RefSeq lists its product as uncharacterized. The coding region runs from base 1 to 1083 and encodes 360 amino acids. The record is from RefSeq and is a predicted model, not a curated record. The transcript has 2 exons. Lineage: Eukaryota; Fungi; Basidiomycota; Agaricomycetes; Russulales; Bondarzewiaceae.